This is a messenger RNA of Strongylocentrotus purpuratus (purple sea urchin), 644 nucleotides long. RefSeq lists its product as uncharacterized. The transcript has 4 exons. NCBI's taxonomy places the organism in Eukaryota, Metazoa, Echinodermata, Echinoidea, Camarodonta, Strongylocentrotidae. The record is from RefSeq and is a predicted model, not a curated record. The coding region runs from base 107 to 526 and encodes 139 amino acids.
GUCGUUUGGAAGGAAAUAAGCUCCAGUCUGUCCUCUUCUCCAUUGCAAACUGACAUCUGCAGAAAUCUCUAUUGGUUUUGCUGAGACAAGGUAAAAACGUUUCAGAAUGGAUAAGAUUUCGUUGAUCUUUUUACUGGCAGCAGUCUUUUCUUUCGCUCAUGUCGGCGAAGCUGCGACAUCAUGCUACCAUUGUGUGUACACCACUGGCGGUGGAAUUGUGAAUGACGCGAGGUGCGUGGACCCAUUUGACAGAAGCUCAGGAGUAACCAACGUCACCACUUGCGAAAAUGGUUGUGUUAAAACAUCGUUACUCAUCGAUGGUGUCAGCGAGACCUGGGCCCGUGAUUGCAAUACUCUAUCAUCAUCUGAGUGUGUUAACACAUGUAGGAGUCAAGCCGGUACGACGGCCUGCGUACACUGCUGUACCGGCGAUUUUUGUAAUGGCGUCGGGGCUAUCUACUCCGUCAGUCUCCUAGCUACGAUGUGCGGUAGCUUCCUUGCUGUCUUUGUUAGCCAUUUCUGGUAGAUAAGCAGUUGAUCUUGAAUCGAAGGGGGGGGGGGGAAUUAAUGUCUUGCUGUACACACGCGGGAAAUUUAGAAAUGAUAAUAAUAAAUAUAAAAGACAUAUAUUAUUAUUUUUUGGG